Molecule: messenger RNA, 1035 nt
Organism: Didymodactylos carnosus
Lineage: Eukaryota; Metazoa; Rotifera; Eurotatoria; Philodinida; Philodinidae
Source: the annotation of a GenBank genome assembly
AUGAAAGACGAUUUAUUUUUUAAUAUUGAUCAUGGGUAUUUAGAAGGAUUAUGUCGAGGUUUUAAAAGUGGUAUAUUAAAAGCUCCAGAUUAUCAUAAUCUUGUUCAAUGUGAAACACUCGAAGAUUUAAGAUUACAUUUACAUAGUACGGAUUACGGUAGUUUUUUGGCUAAUGAAGCGAGUCCAUUAACAGUUAAUGUUAUUGAUGAUCGUCUACGUGAUAAAUUAGUACAAGAAUUUCAACAUUUAAGAAAUGCAUCAUACGAACCACUUUCAACAUUUUUGGAUUAUAUAACUUAUGCUUAUAUGAUUGAUAAUAUUGUAUUAUUAAUCACCGGUACAUUACAUCAACGUGCAAUUGGCGAUCUUUUACCACGAUGUCAUCCAUUGGGUACUUUUGAACAAUUGGGAGCGAUAACUAUUGCUGAUACACCAGCACAAUUGUACAGUGCAGUUCUCGUCGAUACGCCACUAGCACCCUAUUUUAUCGAUUGUAUCUCAGAACAUGAUCUAGAUGAGAUGAAUGUUGAAAUUAUUCGAAGUACUUUGUACAAGGCUUAUUUGGAUGAUUUUUUUAAGUUUUGUAAAGACCUAGGCGGUGUAACAGCUGAUGUAAUGUGUGAAAUACUAGCGUUCGAAGCAGAUCGUCGUGCUUUCAUGAUAACGAUCAAUUCAUUUGAUACUGGUUUAACACAAGAUGAACGGGCUAAAUUAUAUCCAACGUGUGGUCAUUUACAUCCCGAUGGGUUGGCUGAAUUACGUAGAGCAGAUAGUUAUGAGGCUGUUAAAGAAGAAUACAAACUAUUAUUUGAAGGUGCUGGAUCGAGCACUGGAGACAAGACAAUUGAAGAUAAAUUUUUUGAACAUGAAGUUAAACUCAAUAUGAAUGCAUUUCUUCGACAAUUUCAUUUUGGUAUAUUUUAUGCAUAUUUAAAAUUGAAAGAACAAGAAAAUCGUAACAUUAUUUGGAUUGCUGAAUGUAUCGCACAACGACAUCGAUCACGAAUCGACAAUUAUAUACCAAUAUUUCCAUAA